Magnolia sinica is the source of this 4295-nucleotide messenger RNA. RefSeq names its product DNA (cytosine-5)-methyltransferase CMT2-like. Gene Ontology annotation, molecular function: methyltransferase activity; chromatin binding. The record is from RefSeq and is a predicted model, not a curated record. The transcript is spliced from 21 exons. The coding region runs from base 290 to 3556 and encodes 1088 amino acids. Gene Ontology annotation, cellular component: nucleus. Lineage: Eukaryota; Viridiplantae; Streptophyta; Magnoliopsida; Magnoliales; Magnoliaceae.
AUUGUUCAACAAGGAACUGUGACCCGGAGACAACGAAUUUCACAAUUUAGCCAGUCUUAUUUGAGUGAAGUCUGCCACGUGUAUAAACUCCGACGGCCAAGCGUCAAGCUCAAUAGAGAAAAAAUUCUCCCGCCAAAAUAUCGGCCCGCAUUUUCUGAAGCUAGAAGUUCCAACAACCCCCUAAUCUGUUUUUCUUGCUCCACUGCGUUCCGACUCGGAGACUUGAAUCUGCUUGAAAACCGCCCCAUUUGCCCUAGCUUUAUUAAAGCUAGGGUUUUUUCCCCCGACAAUGGAGGGCGAGGAGAUUUUGCGCCGAUCUCCAAGAGGCCCGAAAUCUACCUCUUCCGCAGCGUCUGAGAAUGGUAGCCCCGAAGCUCCGUCGUGCAAGAAUGGCAGCAGCAAAGCUCCUUUGCCGAAAUCGGCCGCUUCGACAAUGUCGGGGGAGAAGAUCUUAAGGAAGUCUCCGAGACUGGUGAAAUCCCCAGAACCAGAACUGGGCUCUUCGACAAUGUCGAGGGAGAAGAUCUUAAGGAAGUCUCCGAGAAUGAUGAAAUCCCCAGAACCAGAACUGGGCUCUUCACCAGUGUCGAGGGAGAAGAUAUUAAGGAAAUCUCCGAGACUGACGAGAUCUCCGGAACCAGAACUAGGCUCUUCGACAAUGUCGGGGGAGAAGAUAUUAAGGAAAUCUCCGAGACUGACGAGAUCUCCGGAACCAGAACUGAGCUCUUCGACAAUGUCGGGGGAGAAGAUAUUAAGGAAAUCUCCGAGACUGACGAGAUCUUCGGAACCAGAACUGGGCUCUUCGACAAUGUCAGGGGAGAAGAUCUUAAGGAAGUCUCCGAGAUUGACGAGAUCUCCGGAACCAGAACUGGGCUCUUCGACAAUGUCAGGGGAGAAGAUCUUAAGGAAGUCUCCGAGACUGAUGAAAUCCCCGGAACCAGAACUGGGCUCUUCAACUCCUGAAAUUACUGGAAAUGGUAGUAGCCGGAAAAGUCCGAGGCCAAAUUCUGCUGAUCUGAAGGUGGAGAAACAGUCUUCGAAGAAGCCAAAGGUGGAGAAACAGUCUUCGGAGAAGCCGAAGGUUGAGAAACAGUCUUCGGAGAAGCCGAAGGUGGAGAAACAGUCUUUGGAGAAGCCAAAGGUACAUUCUUCAUCGAAGAAAAAACAGAGCGAACCAGACGGUCUGUGCGUCUUUAUGGGAGAUCCGAUCCCUAUGGAUGAAGCUCGGAAGCGGUGGCCUCGACGCUACGAAGAAACGGGUAAACAGAGUAACGGUCGGAGCAACAUCUCCACAGAUGAUGAUGAAGAUGAAAUUGUUUUGGAUGUCAAAUGCCACUAUUCCCAAGCUGAUGUAGCUCGUUGUAUUAUUAAUCUUGGGGAUUGUGCCUAUGUGAAGGGUGUAGAAGGAAGACCAAAUUAUAUUGGCAGGAUUUUAGAAUUUUUUGAAACAGUGGAAGGACAAAACUAUUUCACAGUCCAAUGGUUUUUUAGAGCUGGAGACACUGUUAUGAAAGAAGAAGGUGCUUUCCAUGAUGAGAAGCGCGUGUUCUACUCUGACCUAAGGAACGAUAAUCUAUUAGAAUGCCUUGUUUCAAAAGUCAAGAUUGUACCAACAGCUCCUAGGGUAGGCUUACAACUAAGGACAAAAUCGAUUCCUCCAUGUGACUUUUAUUAUGAUAUGAAAUACUCUGUAGACUAUACAACAUUCAGUACCAUGGCAACUGAUAAUUCAGGGGAAAGCAGUAAUAUAUCCUCAUCUAGUUGCAUUGAAACAGUUCGAAUGGGUGGUAUUGAGAUUCAAUCUCAUUUGAGUUGUAAACCUGACGAGUCAGAGGUAGCACUAUUAGAUCUCUAUUCCGGUUGUGGUGCAAUGUCAACUGGAUUGUGCCUCGGGGCCAAGUUCUCAGGUGUAAAUCUCGUAACGAGAUGGGCUGUUGAUUUUAAUGAAUCUGCAUGUCAAAGCUUGAGACUAAAUCAUCCAGAGACACAAGUCAGGAAUGAAACCGCAGAGGAUUUUCUUGACCUAUUGAAAGAAUGGGAGAAACUAUGCAAAUGGCAUGUAGAUACUGGUACUGAAAAAGUGUGGAAAUCCUGUACACGGUUGUCGAGGAUGGUUGAUACAGAAAUAGAUUCCCAUGAUGAUAAGAUUCCACCUGGGGAAUAUGAAGUUUUGAAGCUAGUUGAUAUCUGUUAUGGUGAUCCUUGUAAAAUGGGAAAGCGUGGGCUCAGAUUUAAGGUUCGCUGGGCCGGUUAUGGUCCAAGUGAAGAUACAUGGGAGUUGAUUGAAGAAUUGAGUAAUUGCCAAGAUCGAAUUCAAGAUUUUGUAAGAGAAGGUUUCAAAUCAAAGAUAUUGCCACUUCCUGGUGAUGUCGAUGUGAUAUGCGGUGGCCCUCCAUGCCAAGGGAUCAGUGGUCAUAAUCGCCAUAGAAAUGUUGAUGCUCCUCUUGACGAUGAGCGGAAUCAUCAGAUUGUUGUUUUCAUGGAUAUAGUGAAGUUUUUGCAGCCUAAAUAUGUUUUGAUGGAGAAUGUGGUCGACAUCUUGAAAUUUGCCAAGGGUUGUCUUGGACGAUAUGCUUUAAGUCGGUUAGUCCAUAUGAAUUAUCAAGCAAGACUUGGAAUUAUGGCUGCUGGUUGUUAUGGCCUUCCACAAUUCCGCUUGCGUGUAUUCCUAUGGGGGGCUCAUCCUUAUGAGAACCUACCUCAAUAUCCACUCCCUACGCAUGAUGUGGUUUUACGAGGUUCUGUUCCAACUGAAUUUGAGCGUAGUACUGUUGCUUAUGAUGAAGAACAGCCUCGGGAACUGGAAGAUGCCCUUCUUCUCAGUGAUGCUAUUUCUGAACUUCCAUCGGUCACAAAUGAUGAAACUAAUGAGGAGAUGCCCUAUGGCAAUGCUCCACAAACAGAGUUCCAAAGGUUUAUUAGAUCUACCAUCGAUGAGAUGACUGGUUCAACAUUCCAUGGUGUACAAAAGACUAAAAAAUCAGUAUUAUAUGAUCAUCGCCCUAUUCAAUUAAAUGAGGACGAUUAUAUGCGAGUUUGUCAAAUCCCAAGAAGAAAGGGAGCUAAUUUCAGGGAUCUCCCUGGUGUUAUUGUUGGAGGCAACAAUGUUGUCAAGUUGGAUCCAACAAUGGAGAGGGUAUUAUUACCAUCUGGAAAGCCCCUGGUUCCUGAUUAUGCCCUUAGUUUCAAUGGAGGGAAGUCUACAAAACCUUUUGGAAGGUUAUGGUGGGAUGAUACCGUGCCAACUGUACUGACUAGAGUAGAUCCUCAUAACCAGGCAACUAUACAUCCCGAGCAAGAUAGAGUCCUCACCAUACGUGAGUGUGCAAGAUUGCAAGGCUUUCCUGAUUAUUAUAGAUUCUCUGGGACGGUUAGGGACAGAUACACUCAAAUUGGCAAUGCUGUGGCUAUUCCAGUCUCACGAGCCUUGGGAUAUGCAUUUGGGAUGGCGUGGCUGAAGGUUAGUGGAGAUCAACCACUCUUGACUCUCCCACCCAAGUUCUUCCACUCGACCACUCGGCGGCUGCCUUCAUCGUCUUCCGAAGUUGAAGGCUAAUUCCUUUCACCUCUUUGCAAUAGUUCUAAUUCCAACAUUGAACAGUCCUAACCCUCUUUAAAUAAGAGGAAGCAUGUGAUGCUUGGUUGACAAACUGUACAUGUGGUGCCACUUCUGGCUAUCCAAAUCAUUCAUAUGCUGGGCCUCACCCUAGACUGUGUUACCCAAUAGUUGUCCCCACCGAAUGUUCCUAACCCUCCAUUUGACCCCUGCUAAUUUUGGUCUGUUGAUUGCAAUGUGCUUUCAUUAGGAUGGCCAGGAUCCUCCUCUGAUGGGGAGAUACUAGGGCUUGAGUGAUCUGAUAGUGGGGCUACCGGAUCAAUGGCCCCAGUUAAAAUGUGGGUCCCACCUUGGUCUAACGAAAGAAAAGUCUGUGUCUCAAUUGAGCAUCAGAUACGACCUUGUUAAAUAACAGGGUGAUGAUUUCCUUUGCUGCCUUUUUAUUUUUAACCUUUAAGCCAGGGUCUUGAUUCUUCGGCACCAGAGUAGAUGAUUCAACUGAAAUUAACCCCUCAAAGAAAAGGUACACUCAUAGAAACUAUACAGUGCGCCCCUUUGGCUAAUUUGUAAUGUUUUACUCUGUUUUAAAUUAUCUUGUUUUCACUACAAGAAGCUCAUUCUGGUUAUGCUGUUCUUUUCUUUCGAUAUGGUUUUCAUAAUGUAUGAUUCUAAGCAUCAAUUGCUGAUUGCCUCCUGGCGACGUUUGAAUUCGAUGGCAAUGACCAUUCCUUCAUUUUAA